AACUUAGAACGGACUGAGAAGAUAAUGGACCCUGGAAAUCACUCCUUAGUGACUGAGUUCAUCCUUGCUGGGCUCACAGAACAGCCACAACUCCAGCUGCUCUUUUUCUUCCUCUUCCUAGGAAUCUAUGUGGUCACAGUGGUGGGGAACUUGGGCAUGAUCACACUGAUUGGGCUCAGUUCUCACCUGCACACCCCAAUGUAUUACUUCCUCAUCAACCUGUCCUUUAUUGACUUCUGUCAUUCCACUGUCAUAACCCCCAAAAUGCUGGUGAGUUUUGUGACAGAGAAAAAUAUUAUCUCCUACACUGAAUGCAUGACUCAGCUCUAUUUCUUCAUCAUUUUUAUCAUUGCAGAGGGUUACAUGUUGGCUGUAAUGGCAUUUGACCGCUAUGUUGCCAUCUGUAACCCCUUGCUUUACAAUGUCAUCAUGUCUUACCACAUCUGCUUCCGUCUCACAGUGGGAGUUUAUAUUUUGGGCUUCAUCGGGUCUACAAUCCAUACAGGUUUUAUGUUGAGAAUCUUUUUCUGCAAGAACAAGAUGGUUAACCAUUAUUUCUGUGAUCUUUUCCCACUCUUGGAGCUAUCCUGUUCUAGCACCUACAUCAACAAAGUAUUGGUUCUAGUCUUGAGUGCAUUUAACAUUGUGACACCUUCCUUAACCAUCCUUGCUUCCUACAUCUUCAUUCUCUCCAGCAUCCUCCAAAUCCACUCUAUUGAGGGCAGGUCCAAAGCCUUCAGCACAUGUAGUUCUCACAUUUCAGCUGUUGCUGUUUUUUCUGGAUCUGCGACAUUUACAUACCUACAGCCAUCAUCUGUGAGCUCCAUGGAUCAAGGAAAAGUGUCCUCUGUGUUUUAUACCUGCAUUGUACCCAUGCUGAAUCCUCUGAUUUACAGUCUGCGUAACAAGGAUGUCAAACUUGCCCUGAAAAAAUUCUGGAGAUUGAAAAACGUGUAUGAAUAG
Messenger RNA from Bubalus bubalis (water buffalo), 963 nucleotides. Its product is annotated as putative olfactory receptor 8G3 pseudogene. Gene Ontology annotation, molecular function: G protein-coupled receptor activity; olfactory receptor activity; odorant binding. Gene Ontology annotation, cellular component: membrane. The record is from RefSeq and is a predicted model, not a curated record. The transcript has a single exon. Gene Ontology annotation, biological process: sensory perception of smell; G protein-coupled receptor signaling pathway. Lineage: Eukaryota; Metazoa; Chordata; Mammalia; Artiodactyla; Bovidae. The coding region runs from base 25 to 963 and encodes 312 amino acids.